ACCGAGAGCAAAUGCAAUGUUCCUUAUUAGCAAAUUGUAGAUCCGCCAGCAACAGUCGAGAGUUCAAGUGUCAUUCGGAAGCCAAGCCAAAAAAAAAAAAUACGUUAAUCUAGAGGGGAAAAUGGUUUGUGCAAUGCAGGAGAUGCAGCAGCAGCAACAACAACAACAGCAGCAGCAACAACAGCAGACCAUGCAGCAGCAUGGUACUACCAUAGUUCUGCUCUCGGGGAUUGUCCCGAUGCAGCAGCAGCAGCAAUCGCCCCCGCAGCAACAUCCCCAACAACAACAGCAGCAGCAGCAGCAGCAGCAGCAGCAGCAUGCCAAGAGCCAACAGCUGAAGCAGCAGCAUUCGGCCUUGGUCAAGCUGCUGGAGUCGGCGCCCCUCCACAAGCAGCAGCAGCAGCAACAGCAGCAGCCACCGCAACGCAAAAGACUGAAAAACGAGGCAGCAAUCGUGCCACACCACACACCUGCAGCAAGCCCAGCAAAGACAACCACCAACAGCAACAGCAACAAAAACAGCAACAGCAACAGCAACAACAACAACCAUAGUAUUAGUCAGCAACAGCAGCAGAUCGUGCUGCUCCUGCAGCAAACACAACAGCCAGCAGUGGCUGUGGCAGUGACAGUGGCAGCCACACCAAAGCCCUGUCCAGAUCUGAGCGCCAAAAAUGACAGCGAGUCGGGCAUCGACGAGGACUGUCCGAACAGCGAUGACGAGCCGACAGCCACCUCCCUGGCCCACCCACUGCCCGCCGGGGAGGAGGGAUACGAGCAGUACCAGUGUCCCUGGAAGAAGAUCCGUUAUGCGCGAGAGCUAAAGCAGCGCGAAAUGGAGCAGCAGCAGCAGCAGCAACAGCAGCAGCAGCAGCAGAAGGAGAAGCCACCAGCAGCAGCAGCAGCGGCUGUUGUCCCGCCGACCGCCAGCAGCAAGCGUCACCCGCUGCACUGUGAUAGCCCCUUUUCCGCUCAGACCCACAAGGAGAUCGCCAAUCUGUUGCGGCAGCAGUCCCAGUCCCAGUCGCAGUCGCAGUCACAGCCCCUGCAGCAGCAGCAGCAGCAGCAACAUCCUCAGCAACAGCAGCAGCAGCAGCAACAUCCUCAGCAGCAGCAGCGGCGCGACAGCUCCGACAGCAAUUGCUCGCUGCUGAGCAACUCCAGCACCCAUUCGGCGGGCAAUGGCUGCACCUGCAGCAGCGACGAGCAGCAGUUGGAGGAUCUGGAGGCCCAGGAUUCGGGCUGCGAUGACGAGCUGUGCGAGCAGCACCACCAGCGCCAGGACUUGGACUCGUCGCAGCUGAAUCUUCUCUGUCAGAAGUUUGACGAGCAUCUGGACACGGCCCUCAGCAACAGCGGCAAUCCGGGCAGAGUGGCGGCAGCCAACGAAGAUGCCGAUGGCUUCUUCCGUCGCUCCAUACAGCAGAAGAUCCAGUAUCGGCCCUGCACCAAGAAUCAGCAGUGCAGCAUUCUGCGGAUCAAUCGCAAUCGGUGCCAAUAUUGUCGCCUGAAAAAGUGCAUUGCCGUCGGCAUGAGCAGAGAUGCUGUGCGCUUUGGUCGCGUGCCGAAGCGAGAGAAGGCGCGCAUCCUGGCCGCCAUGCAGCAGAGCACACAGAACCGGGGCCAGCAGCGGGCCCUGGCCACAGAGCUGGACGAUCAGCCCCGUCUACUGGCCGCCGUCCUGCGGGCCCAUCUCGAGACGUGCGAAUUUACCAAGGAGAAGGUCUCGGCCAUGCGGCAGCGGGCCCGCGAUUGCCCAUCGUACUCGAUGCCCACAUUGCUGGCCUGUCCCCUCAAUCCCGCCCCCGAGCUGCAGUCCGAGCAGGAGUUCUCGCAGCGUUUCGCCCACGUGAUCCGCGGCGUGAUCGAUUUCGCGGGCAUGAUACCCGGCUUCCAGCUGCUCACACAGGACGACAAGUUCACGCUGCUGAAGGCGGGCCUCUUCGACGCCCUGUUCGUGCGCCUGAUCUGCAUGUUCGACUCGUCGAUCAACUCGAUUAUCUGCCUGAACGGGCAGGUGAUGCGCCGCGACGCCAUCCAGAACGGGGCCAAUGCCCGCUUCCUGGUCGACUCGACGUUCAAUUUUGCCGAGCGGAUGAACUCGAUGAACCUCACGGACGCCGAGAUCGGCCUGUUCUGCGCCAUCGUCCUGAUCACGCCCGACCGACCCGGACUGCGCAACCUGGAGCUCAUCGAGAAGAUGUACAGCCGCCUCAAGGGCUGCUUGCAGUACAUUGUCGCCCAGAAUCGGCCCGAUCAGCCCGACUUUCUCGCCAAGCUGCUGGAGACGAUGCCCGACCUGAGGACCCUCAGCACCCUGCACACCGAGAAGCUGGUCGUCUUCCGCACCGAGCACAAGGAGCUGCUGCGCCAGCAGAUGUGGAGCAUGGAGGAGGGACAGGAUCCCACCUCCGGCAAGUCCCCGGCCGCCAGCUGGGCCGACGCCAUGGACGUGGAGGCGGCCAAGAGCCCCCUGGGCUCGGUUUCCAGCACAGAGUCGGCGGAUCUCGACUACGGUUCACCCAGCAGCAGCUCGAUGCAACAGCAGGUGGCACAGGCCGCGGCCUCGCCGCCACAGCCAUCGGCAUUGGCCAGUUCGGCCCCACUUUUGGCGGCCACCCUCUCGGGCGGCUGUCCACUGCGCAAUCGCGCCAAUUCCGGCUCCAGCGGUGACUCCGGUGCCGCCGACAUGGACAUUGUCGGCUCGCAUGCGCAUCUCACCCAGAACGGCCUGACAAUCACGCCCAUUGUGCGCCACCACCUCCAACAGCAGCAGCAGCAGCAGCAGCAGCCCCACCCCCACCACCAGCAGCAGCAGCAGGCGCACGCCCAACAGCAGCAGCAGCAGCAGCAACAUGCCACACAGCAGCAGCAACAACACGCCACACAGCAGCAGCAGCACCAACACCAGCAGCAUCCGCAGCUGCACCACCACCUGACGGCGGGGGCAGCGAGUCGCUACCGGAAGCUGGACUCGCCCACGGACUCGGGCAUCGAGUCGGGCAACGAGAAGAACGAGUGCAAGGCGGUCUCGUCGGGCGGCAGCAGCUCCUGCUCCAGUCCCCGUUCCAGCGUGGACGACGCCCUCGACUGCAGCGACGCCCAGGUGUCCGCCGCCCAGGCGGUGGCCGCCGUCAAUCCACAGCUGAGCGUGGUGGCCGUCUCCCCGGUCCGUUCGCCGCAGCCCUCGAGCAGCGCCAACAUGCAUCUGAAGCGCCAGAUCGUCGAGGACAUGCCCGUGCUGAAGCGCGUCCUGCAGGCCCCGCCCCUGUACGACACCAAUUCCCUGAUGGACGAGGCCUACAAGCCGCACAAGAAGUUCCGGGCCCUGCGCCAUCGCGAGUUCGAGACCGCGGAGGCGGACGCCAGCAGCUCCACCCACAGCCUGGGCGCCCUCAGCCCGCGCCAGAGCCCCAUCCCGGCCAGCGUGGCCACGCCGCCGCCGUCGUCACAGGCGUCACACUCCCUCGCGGGUGUGUCCGGGCCGGCCCAGAGCCAGCUGCACAUGCACCUGACACGCGGCAGCCCCAACAGCGGCAGCCACGGCCACGGUCACGGCCACGGCCAGGUCCAGGGCCCCAAGGCCUCGAUGGCCAGCUCCCAUUCGGUGCUGGCCAAGUCGCUGAUGGCCGAGCCCCGCAUGACGCCCGAGCAGAUCAAGCGGAGCGACAUCAUCCAGAACUAUCUGAAGCGGGAGCCCGGCACCGCCGCCCUCGCCAGCAGCACCACCUCCUCGGCGAGCAUGGGCGGACGCAGCCCCAGCAGCCACUGCGCCUCGCCCUCGACCAGCAGUCCGCCGCCGCCGGCCCCCCAGCGCUGGGGCAGCAGCUCGGUGAUCACCACCACCUGCCAGCAGAGGCAGCAGUCCGUGUCGCCGCACAGCAACGGCAGCAGCAGCAGCAGCAGCUCCUCCAGCUCCAGCUCCUCCUCGUCGUCCAGCUCCUCAUCCAGCAACAGCAACAGCAACAGCAACUGCAGCUCCAGCUCCGUCGGCAGCUGCCAGUAUUUCCAGUCGCCGCACUCCACCAGCAGCUCCUCGGUGGCGGUCACAGCCCCGGGUAACGGGAACGGCAACGGCAACGGCAACGGGGCAGCCACUGCUGCCUCCUCGAGCCCCGCCCUGCUGGAGCUGCAGGUGGACAUUGCCGACUCGGCCCAGCCCCUGAACCUGUCCAAGAAGUCGCCAACGCCGCCGCCCAGCAAGCUGCACGCCCUCGUGGCAGCGGCCAACGCUGUGCAGCGCUAUCCCACUCUCUCGGCCGAUGUCACGGUGACAGCCUCCAGCGGCGGCGGCGGGGGAGGCGCUGUGGGUGGCAUUGGCGCUGGUCCGCCAUCGCAGGCGGCCAGCCCGGCACCGACCAGCAGCAGCCCGCCCGCCGCUGUGGCGGCCGUGCACAAGGUCAUGUUGGAGGCGUAAGCCCCAAGGCAGGAGAAGGUGAGACAGAGACUGACACAGG
Drosophila persimilis is the source of this 4454-nucleotide messenger RNA. It is a transcript of the gene Eip75B, whose product is annotated as ecdysone-induced protein 75B. The transcript is spliced from 4 exons. Gene Ontology annotation, molecular function: nuclear receptor activity; zinc ion binding; RNA polymerase II cis-regulatory region sequence-specific DNA binding. Gene Ontology annotation, biological process: negative regulation of transcription by RNA polymerase II; positive regulation of transcription by RNA polymerase II; hormone-mediated signaling pathway. The record is from RefSeq and is a predicted model, not a curated record. The coding region runs from base 122 to 4414 and encodes 1430 amino acids. Lineage: Eukaryota; Metazoa; Arthropoda; Insecta; Diptera; Drosophilidae.